ACAUUUUUCUUGUUUACUUUUCGUGUAAAUUUUUUCAGAUCAGUUGUGUUCUGUCUAAUCAAAUCCUAACCUUUAAAUUAUAAUCAUUUUAAUCUGUUAAUUUUUUUAUUCUACGAAAAAUUGAUGGAUCAGUUGCGAAAUAUUUUCACAGGUAUUGUUUACGGUCUUAAAGAUGCAAUUUUCGGAAUAUUUGCCAUUCGAAAUCAUUACAAUUAUGAUCCAUCCUCAUCUUCAUCGUCUUCAUCUUCAUCUUCAUCUUCAUCUUCACCUUUGACAAAAACAUCAACAGGUUCAUCGAUUUCAUCUAAGAAAAAUGUACAAAAAUCUAAGCCUCUCAACAAGAACACCUUCCAAAUGAUUUGUCAAUGUUGCCUUCUUAAUGGUUGUAUAUUCUGGUUCUCUCUCAUCUUAUUUGACUAUGUUGUUCUCCCUUUGUUAUUUUCUUUAAUUCAUUUGAUAUUCGGCUCUCAACCUGGUGUGGUACAAUCUCUCUGGUACUGGAUGAAGCCCAUUCUAUCUCAUACCUUUGAUGCUCUCUGGAGACUACCUGUUUUCUUACUCACUCGCGUUGUAAAUGCUCUUUGGUUCCAAGACAUCGCUGAUUCGACCUACCGAGGAAAACCUUCCUUACUUAAGAGUAUACCCAAGUUAAUUGCUGAUACUUUCUUCAGUCUCAUGAUUCAAGCCUUAUUCUUAAUUCAAUCAUUGGUCAUCGCUUUCAUCCCCUUCCCUCUUCUCGGACACCUUGCUAGUAUAUUCCAUCUAAGUUUACUCUAUGCCUUGUACUCUUUUGAAUAUAAAUGGUCCAACAUGGGCUGGGCUCUUCACAAGCGACUACAAUUGGUCGAAAACAAUUGGCCUUAUUUCUUUGGCUUCGGGUUUCCACUCGCAAUUUUAACUUCUCUCUCGGAAUCUUGGUUUGUUUCUGGUUGUAUCUUCUCCCUGCUCUUCCCAUUAUUCAUUAUAAGUGGUAAUGAAGCCAAACCAAGACGAGGACUUUGUGAUACUCCGAUCAAAAUUUUCCAAGUUGUUGUUUGGGUUUCGAAUAAAAUAUUUCAAGGAACCAUUAAUUUAACAGCGAGUAAUCAGGGAAGAAAAAUUAUCAACAAAUACCAAUGUAAUUAACAAACUAGACAAUUAAUCUAAUUUUGAUCAUUAAAAUAAAUUUUUCUUUCUUUUUUCACGAAUUUAAGUAAAA
Molecule: messenger RNA, 1198 nt
Organism: Panonychus citri (citrus red mite)
Lineage: Eukaryota; Metazoa; Arthropoda; Arachnida; Trombidiformes; Tetranychidae
Gene: tank
Product: etoposide-induced protein 2.4 homolog
Exons: 1
Coding region: 124-1125 (333 amino acids)
Biological process (GO): macroautophagy
Cellular component (GO): endoplasmic reticulum
Source: RefSeq, a predicted model, not a curated record